Messenger RNA from Punica granatum (pomegranate), 1985 nucleotides. The record is from RefSeq and is a predicted model, not a curated record. Lineage: Eukaryota; Viridiplantae; Streptophyta; Magnoliopsida; Myrtales; Lythraceae.
CUUCCGGUCUCUGUGUGUUUUAUUUAUAUGUCUGUUGUUUGUGGUCAAACUACCUUCAAUGGCCACAGGCAGCAGAGUCGACAGCUCCUCGUCUCUCUCCGCCAUGUCCAUUCCCGCUCUGCUCCUCGCUUUCUUCCUCCUCGUCCGCUCCCCGCACCCCAUCUCUGCUUCCAAAUCCGCAGAUUCUCUCACCUACCUAUGGCCUCUGCCCUCGCAGUUCACCUCCGGCGACGAUACCCUCUCCGUCGACCCCGCCCUCUCCCUGUCCGUCGCCGGGAACGGCGGCAGCUCCCGGAUUGUCAAGGACGGGUUCGAUCGCUACAAGGCCAUCAUUUUUAAGAACACUGAGACGUUCUCGAUCUUCAAUGCGUUCAGGAAGAAGAGGGUGGGCUACGACAUCGCCAAGCUGAAGAUCACAGUUCACUCCGCCAGCGAAGAGCUUCAACUUGGUGUGGAUGAGAGCUACAGUCUAGCGGUGGCGAGGAGCGUUGGUCAAUCCAUAAUUGGGGAGGCGACAAUUGAGGCAAACACCGUGUUUGGCGCGUUGCGGGGCUUGGAGACAUUCAGCCAGUUAUGUAUGUUUGAUUAUGGCUCGAAAACUGUGCUAAUACACAAGGCUCCUUGGAAUAUCCAAGAUAAACCAAGGUUCAAGUACCGCGGGCUACUACUAGAUACAUCAAGACACUAUUUCCCUGUUGAUGUUAUAAAGCAUAUCUUGGAGUCCAUGUCAUAUUCCAAACUUAAUGUGCUCCAUUGGCACAUCAUAGAUGAACAAGCAUUUCCUCUGGAGGUGCCUUCAUACCCUAAGUUAUGGCAAGGUGCAUACUCAAAGUGGGAGCGCUACACAGUUGAGGAUGCCUAUGAAAUUGUCAACUUUGCCAAAUCUAGAGGAAUCAAUGUCAUGGCGGAAGUCGAUGUACCUGGUCAUGCAGAAUCAUGGGGAAAAGGAUAUCCUGGUCUCUGGCCUUCUUCUUCAUGUAGAGAGCCACUGGAUGUGACAAAAAACUUCACUUUUGAUGUGAUUUCAGGCAUUUUAUCAGAUAUGAGAAAGAUCUUCCCCUUUGAGCUCUUCCACUUAGGAGGCGAUGAAGUUAACACAGAUUGUUGGACCAAAACCUCGCAUGUGAAGCUUUGGCUUCAGCAGCAUAACAUGACAGCCAAGGAUGCCUAUAAGUAUUUUGUGCUCAAAGCGCAAAAGAUUGCCAUAUCUAAAGAUUGGACUCCUGUUAAUUGGGAAGAAACCUUCAAUAAUUUUCCUGAGAGUCUCAACCCGAAGACUGUAGUACACAACUGGUUGGGACCCGGUGUCUGCCCCAAAGCUGUUGCCAAAGGUUUUAAAUGCAUAUACAGCAAUCAGGGUGUUUGGUAUCUCGACCAUUUGGAUGUGCCUUGGGAUAAUGUCUACACUGCCGAGCCCCUGGAAGGAAUACGUGAUCCUCCAAAGCAAGAACUUGUAAUUGGGGGUGAGGUUUGCAUGUGGGGAGAAACAGUUGAUACGUCGAAUGUCCAGCAAACAAUAUGGCCUCGAGCUGCUGCAGCAGCAGAGCGGCUGUGGAGCACGAAGGACUCCACCCCGACAAGGAAUGUGAAUGCCACCGCAUUGCCUCGGCUGCAAUAUUUCCGAUGCCUCUUGAACAGGAGAGGAGUUCAAGCUGCCCCAGUCACGAACUUCUAUGCUCGGACUCAGCCAAAUGGACCGGGUUCAUGUUAUGACCAAUGAGUCACCUCCGAUCAGUUACAUUGAAUUUCGGGCUGUCAUUAUUGAAAAAGUUGCUAUUUAUUUCGACACCGGUUGUUAAUCCUACACCUCUGAUUCCAUGUUAAAUCCAUAGUCGGUUGUCACCUAUUGAUGAAUGUUUCUGGUCACUCUUUCCUUUGUAGCAAAAGAUGCUGAACUUGGAAUAUAAUCAGGUGUUAAACCGGCCGUAAAGUGUGAAAGAAUCUAUUUGAUGUAACUGAUGAGCCGAAUGAUAUAACUUUUCUCA